Microstroma glucosiphilum is the source of this 3642-nucleotide messenger RNA. RefSeq lists its product as hypothetical. The coding region runs from base 255 to 3527 and encodes 1090 amino acids. Gene Ontology annotation, cellular component: membrane. NCBI's taxonomy places the organism in Eukaryota, Fungi, Basidiomycota, Exobasidiomycetes, Microstromatales, Microstromataceae. Gene Ontology annotation, molecular function: monoatomic cation transmembrane transporter activity. The record is from RefSeq and is a predicted model, not a curated record. The transcript has 2 exons. Gene Ontology annotation, biological process: intracellular calcium ion homeostasis; monoatomic cation transport; transmembrane transport.
CUGCCACUCGUCUCCACCUCGGCUGCCCUUUUACAAUACUGCACUGCUUGCCUUUACCAUCGUCCUCAGCAUCAUCUCCUUUUCCUUCGUACUCGCCAUGGUGUCAUCGUGACAGUCAUCUGCUCUACGCCCAUAUCCAUCUCACGCGUCGUCAGUUGCUCGCCGCACUCACUCAUUCUUUGAAAGGGCGCCAUCUAUUUCUGACUGUACUGCUACCUCGUCAAAGGGCCGUUUCCCAGCGGAGGCUAGCCGAAAUGCAGUACAGGCCUCAGAGCCAUACAUCGCGGCAGUGGACGCUCGCUACUCUGCUUUUGGCGCUGCUAGCAGCCUGCAUCACCUUCCCCGCUGCUGCAUCUGCCGUCGAUGUGGCCUCGAAGCUCACCUCUGCAACGCAGUCUGGGGCCACAGCCACUUCCACUCACUCGCUCAUUCCUACAUCAGCACUCUCCCACUCGACGACUCAUACCGCCAAGCAUCAUGUGCCGACCUCUCCUGCUUGCGAUCCUCUCCCACUUUCUCUACCUCCACGCCAGCUCUGCGAUCACAUUGCAGCACACUGCCCUAGCUCAGGCCGGCUAAACUACCUCUCCUUCUACUAUUGCUCCUCCCUCGGAAGCCAUCAAAGGCAUGCUGGAGAUGGCGACAACAAGGAAGGCGAUCCCCUCACCGCCGGGCUGACAUUGCAAAGAGUCUUGGCAAUGGCAUGUAUCGCUUUCUGGAUCAUGUUCCUCUUCAGCUGUCUUGGACUCGUGGCGAGCGACUUCUUCUGCCCGAAUCUGGGAACACUUAGCAGCAGACUGGGGCUCAACGAAACCACCGCCGGCGUCACGUUCCUAGCGCUGGGCAAUGGCUCUCCAGACGUCUUUUCUACCUUUGCAGCUAUGUCCUCUGGCUCGGGUCAGCUAGCCAUUGGCGAGCUCAUAGGAGCAGCAUCCUUCAUCGUCUCUGUAGUAGCUGGAUGCAUGAUGAUUGUCAAGCCCUUCAAAGUGAGACCGUAUCCUUUCCUCCGGGACGUCGGCUUCUUCACCGUCGGCGUAGCAGCGACCAUGAUGUAUCUGGUGGACGGCAAGCUCACGCUAGGCGAAUGUCUUGCCAUGGUAGGCCUUUACUUCCUCUACGCUGCGACGGUCAUCGUGGGCUCGUUAUGGGAGGAGAGAAAAAGGCGGAAAAGGAUGCUUUGGGAGCAGAGUAGAAGUGCCUACCUCGACACCACCGAGCAAGACGAUGAGCCGGUCCAGGGAGACGACCUCAGACCUACCCCUCCCCGGACGCCUUCGCGCUCGCAUACCCCGCCUAACGGCACUCUACUCGCCCUCGAAAGUGGUCGACAGGGCCAGCUCCUCAGCCCCGAGUAUCAGCCCCAGUCGAACGAUCUCGAUCUCGACCCAUCAGAGGUGUGGGGCUCGAGCAUCCAGAUAAGAGGGCGUGAGCUAGAAAGGGGAGAUCUGAGGCGAGGCGUCGGACGGAACCACUCUACCGGAGACCUCGAGGCAGCGCCUCUCUCCUCCCCUCUUCUCAGUCCCAGCCUGCAUCACGCAAACAACGCCGGUCUUCGGCCGCCACAUAUUCUGGUGCGGACACAGUCCAGGCUCAGGGGCGGCGGUGGACCUCUAGGAGCAUUGAUGCCUAGACAUUCGCUCCUCGGAGCAGUAGAGUUCAGAGAUGUGGUUCGAAGUCUCGGGGCAGCCGAGGGGACGCGAAGCCCAGGUGCAGAAGUGAGAACAGAAGGAGCAGACUUUCUAGACGUUGCGAGCAGUAGAGAUCCGGAGCAGUCCCUGCCACAUCAUCAUCACCAUCAACAUCAGAAUCGUCCCGGCAGUCAUCACCGGGCGCCUUCGCUCGAAAGCGGCAUUGCUGCUUCCAUAGCCGUCGCUACGGCUUCCGCUGCCGGGCCUUCCGUGAGCGGAUCGAUGUCACCUAGACCAAAGAUGCCCCGGAGCGCCACGGACAUGCCUAACAUGGGCGCUUCUAGUCAGAACCACCAGCCGGUACUGGUCCGCGCUGGUGGGAUAGAGGAUCCCUGGAAGGAGCACGGAGCAGGGGAUGGCUGCGAUGAUGGCAAUGACCAAGCAGACGACGCUCGUGCGCCACCACUUCUUCAUUUACAGAUCCCGGAUCAGCCUUCCUCGUCGAAUGGCACAGCACAAGGGACACAGGCGAUACCCUCCAUCGUUGUUGUACCGGAAGAAGGAGAGGAGGGGGAGGAGGUUGUGUCGACAGUGAGACGGCCGCAAUCACUCGGGCUUGCCAAGUCGCUCCUCCGGGUCCUCUGCCCUUCACUGCGUCACUGGAAGAGCAAGUCGAUUCUAGGCUAUAUCCUGAGCGUGGUCAAUGCGCCGCCUCUUGUGAUUCUCACUCUCACGCUGCCAGUGGUAGACGACGAGGGAGAAGCGAGGGCUGCUGCCAAUGCUCUCGGAGGAGACGUUGGCUCGGGUGGAGCUCUGACACUCAAAGGCGACGAGAGGGAUCUGUUCGCCCGAGAUGCGGAAGAGCGCGAUGCUCAGCCAAGGACGAGCGCUGAGGUGGAGAGUAUUCUGGACCUCAAUACAGGAGAGAGGAGAGUGAUGGAGAGCGAUCCUUGGAAGGACGAGGAAGAGAGGCAGGUGUUGGCCAACAAGCAGAGGGAUCUCGAUGUAGCCGGCGCUCUGAGAGGGUUGUCAGCACAGCAAAUGAGCCCUCUCGAUCUGACUGGCUCAGGAGCUCAAGACCGGGGUUCAGGCGUUACUGGGAAUAAUGCAGACGCCGCCUCACUCUGCUCUUCUUCCUCGGGCGACUCCAUCCACUUCACGCCCCUCUCUCCGAACACGCAUCUAGUGCUAUCCAUCUCGCAAUGCUUCCUAGCUCCGCCCUUUCUAGCAUGGGCAGUAGUACCAGAGUACAGUCUCAAGUGGUUCCUCUACUCCUUCCUCUUCUCAACCGUCCUGGCCACAAGCGUCCUCCUACUAGCCUUACGAGCUCGUCAAGUAGGAGGCUACUGGUACUCUCCGCCCACGCUGGCAUUCCUAUCCCUCUCACGCUGCUUCAUUGGAUUCUGCGUAAGCAUCGCCUGGAUCUCCACGGUAGUCAAUGAAGUCGUGGCGAUUCUACAGGCGCUAGGUCUCAUCUGUGGAUUGAGCGACGCGAUUUUAGGAUUGACCAUCUUUGCUGCGGGUAACUCGCUCGCGGAUCUGGUUGCGAAUGUAACGAUUGCCAGGGCUGGGUACCCGAUUAUGGCAAUCUCAGCCUGUUUCGCUGGACCUCUCCUCAACCUCCUCCUAGGUAUCGGCCUCUCAGGAACCUACAUCCUCUCUUCUUCCUCCUCAUCGCACUUCAAUCCCUCCACUCCAGUCUACAAGAUCGAACUCUCCCCUACUCUCCUCUCUUCUGGCGCUGGACUUCUGCUGGUACUACUGGGCACUCUGAUCGUCGCGCCUCUCAAUGGAUUUGAGCUGGGUAGGAAGAUGGGGUGGGGAUUGAUCGGAGCUUACUCGGUGGUGAUGGCGACGAACCUCGCAGUGGAAAUUAGUGGGUAUGGGAGGAGGAGAUAGGACUGAUAGCCUAAUGUAGACUUUCUCUGCUCUGCAUGGCAUCUCUCCUGCCUGCCGUUGUACUUUUUUCACUCUUCACAUUCUGAUUAGCUUCAUUACUACAUAGGCUUUCUCU